CACAUCCUCAGAUCUACAGCGGACCGAGACGCCGCGCUUUUCCUCCUCAAAAACACCCAGUCGGCGUUUUUUUUUUUGCAAAAAUGAUGUUUCGGUGUUUACCCGUGUUUUUCCUCCUGGCUGUAGUCUGCUGUCAUGCCGAGGAGGCUCAAAGCAAAUCAAAGGUGUGUGCUAAUGUGUUCUGUGGUGCUGGACGAGAGUGUGCCGUGAAUGAGAAAGGAGAGCCCAGCUGUCUGUGCAUUGAGCAAUGCAAGACUCAUAAGCGCUCAGUGUGUGGCAGUAAUGGAAAGACUUACCGGAACCACUGCGAACUACACCGUGACGCCUGCCUUACUGGACUGAAGAUCCAAGUGGCUCAUGAUGGACACUGCAAAGAGAAGAAGAAGGAGAAGGCUGCGGCCAGUCCAGUCGUGUGUUAUGUUGCUGAUCGUAAUGAGCUGCGCAGACGUGUGAUCGAGUGGCUGCAGACAGAGGUUGUUCCUGAUGGCUGGUUCACCAAGGGCUCCAACUUCACCGAUAUCCUCCUCAAGUACUUUAAGAAUUAUGAUAACGGAGACUCUCAGCUGGAUUCUGCAGAGCUGCUCAAGUUCAUCCAGCACAACGAGACAGCCGUUCAGAUGAGCUCCUAUGCUGAAGAGGAAAACAAUCGCCUGCUCAGGAGUCUGUGUGUGGACGCUCUUAUUGAGCUCUCGGAUGAGAACGCAGACUGGAAACUGAGCUUCGAUGAAUUCCUUAACUGCCUGAAACCAGGCUUCAGUCCUCCUGAGAAAAAGUGUGCUCUAGAAGAUGAGACAUAUGAGGACGGUGCAGAGACGCAGGUGGAGUGCAAUCGCUGUGUCUGCGCUUGUGGAAACUGGGUCUGCACCGCCAUGACUUGUGAUGAGAAAACUCCAGUUUUUGACACUGAAGGGGAUCAGGAGAUGACUGAAGAGGAGUGGACCCGCCGUGUGGCUGAACUCAACAAACAUCAGGAAACUGUGGAGAAGAUGAAGUCCAGCACAAAGGAGGUCUAAACCAGGACCGAGACGAGAGGAGGGACAAGAUGUGGACGACUUCCUCUCCUACUGAUCAGGAUUCCUGAGAUUAUGUACUGUUUUUGGAAGAAUCACAGCAUUUUCUUCGAAUAGGUUAUUACUUUUCUUGCUAUCCGUACUGCAUCUAUUCUCUGGUUAAUGUGUUAUGGUGGGUUUAUUUUUUCUUUCAUCAUAUUUUAUUAGCUUUUCAAUAUGUGUUCAAGUGCUGUAAAUUGUUUGAUUGUGUCACUCAAAACGUUGCCGAAGAGGCCUCAGCACUUUGUUACAGAGGCCAUCGUUUUAUUGACUAUUAUUUGAUUUUGUGUAUUACUCUUUAUACCAUUUAUUUGUUUGUCUAUCUGCAGUUAUAUGUGGAAAUAUGUUUUACUUUUUUUUUUUGAUUGAGACAAUGGCAAUAGAAGAUGAAUAGGAAAAAAGAAUAGGACAGGUUCGAGAGUUAUACAGAGAGAGCUGAACACCAUGGGUUCGUCUAUCAAAACAGCUUUGGUCCUUUAGUCAGACUGGUAAAUACUCAUGCUAAUGCAUCUACACAUUAGCAAGAGCUAAAAAUAUGACUUGAACGAAGCUCAGCCAUGGUCGCUCUCUCUUUCAUUCUCGUCAUGAAGGCCGUCAUAGUCUUGAGACCUUUCGUAAAGGUGCUAAUGUUAGUAUUCAUCUGUUUGCUGCUUUGCUCUCUUGCUCUAGAUGGUGGAAAAUGCUCACUAAAAGCUAAAAAGUAUGGAUCCAACCCUGUUUCCAUCUGGUAUUAACACAUGCUUUCAGUAUUUCAGUGGUUGAAUUAGAUGCAUCACCACAGUACUAAAAUCUGCAUGAGCUGGAAGUUGCUGAGACUUAUACAGAGUAUAUACAGGAAUCAGAAAGUGAAAUUCAAUACCUUUUAAGACCUAUUUUAAGGCUCUUUCCAUUCAUUUUAAGACCUUAUAACCACUUUUCAACCUGAAACACUGGCAAGAUUUUAACUUACAGUAUAUUUACUAAAUAUUAAUGUAAAAAACUAAUCCAAAACUAAAACAUUAUUCAUAUACUGAAUAAAAAUCCAGUGAAUCUAGCUAAAUUAACAGGUUGGCACAUACAGAACUACAGAAAUAAUGGUGUUACUGCAAUGAAUAAAGCAGCAUGAUGUCAAAUCUAGCAAAAUUUUAUUGAUUUCAUAAACUACACAGCAUCCUGAUAUUCGCAGAUUUAAUCCAGCCAAACUUUUGGCAUACAACCAUCCAAUGCAUAAUCAAAAAUUAUACUUAAAAAAAAAAAAUUUGACUUUUUAAUACUUUUUAAGGGCCUUAAAUUUCUCUACAUUGAUUUAUCAACUUUUAAUACUUUUUAAGACCCCGCAGACAUCCUGUUUUAUUUCAGUAUGUUGAUGUACUCCCAACUAUAACAGACUAUUGAGUAGGGGUGGGGCUUUCUUUUGUGCUUCAUCCCCUCAUAACAAAUUAAUGGUUAGAGGGGCGUGGUUAGGAGUAUUACUAUGUUUCUGUAUAAGUCAUCAAAGUGAUGUCAACAGAAGGACCACCAUUCCAAAUGUAGAAGAAAAGUCUUUUGUGGCUACUUGAAUACAUUAAACUAGCCACAAAAUUAGUUUACACUACAAAAACAAUCUGAUUGAAUGCAUUUUCACCAACCUCUAGAACUGUGCAUAAGUGCAAAACACUUCUAAUCAUCUUUACACUUCAUAAAUGUGAUCAGUUUGACGAAAAUAGAUCUUAAAGGGUUAGUUCACCCAAAAAUUUUAAUUAUGUUAUUAAUUACUAACCUUCUUGUCGUUCCAAUCCUCUGAGACCUUCGUUCAUCUUGAGAACACAAAUUAAUAUAUUUUAGACAUUUAAAGUCCAGAAAAGAAAACAAAAACAUUGUCAAACCAUUCCAUCUGAAGUAGUGUAACUAUAAUCAUACGAAGCUCCAAGAACACUUUUGUGCACCGAAAAAUCCCUGUAAAUAUGGCUGUUUCAACGUGUCAGGUCAGUUUGCACAUUAACUAUAGGCUGUACAAUGUCUUUCCAUUAGAAUCUGCACCACAACAUGCAAUAAUUGUAUUGCCUGUAAUUCACGAGUUCACAGAUAUUUGACUAAAUAGAAUAUGCGUAUUUGGCAUGCUGUCCAGGGAGAGGGCUUUGAGCUUGGGAAGACACCUUAACUCGUGUUAUUCCCCUUAUCAGGAUAGAGAGAGAAAGGGGCCGAGCACAAUGUCUAGCCCGGCUCUAGAACACUCCCCCCUCAGAUUUAAGUAGGUAUCGGGUUUUAUAGUCUGGAGUUGGGGUGGUGGAGAGAUGCUGAAGUCAAGAGAAAAUGGAGGUAUGACAUGUUUGACUAUUUAUAGGGAUUUGGAUAAUAGAAUGAUUGUCUGUGAUAAAUAAGCCUCGUCAAAGACUCUGACCGUGCUUCUCCCGAAAUUUGUUUAUAAAACUUCACAAAAUGUGCACCCUAUUUUAACCUAGAAGAAUAAAAAUGCACUUGGUGCACAAAAAUGUUCUUGGAGCUUCAUACACUGCAAAAAAAAUGCUUUUCUUACUUUUUUUUUUUUACUUGAUUUUUUGUCUUGUUUCUAGUCCAAAUAUCUAAAAAUUCUUAAAUCAGGAAGCAUUUUUUAAGCAAGCAAAACAUAUUGUCUUGUUUUCAGAAAUAAUAUGCCAAUAUUAAAUGAGUUUUUCCUUAAAACAAGCAAAAUAAUCUGCCAAUGGGGUAAGAAAAAUAAUGUUGUUUUUCCUUUUGACAUAAGAUUAUUUUCCUCACCCAUUGGCAGAUUAUUUUUCUUGUUUUAAGGAAAAACUUACUUAAUUUUGGCAUAUUAUUUCUUAAAACAAGACAAUAUGUUUUGUCUAGAAAAUACCUUGUCUAGAAUAUACCUCAUCUAGAAAAUGCUUCUUGAUUUAAGAAUUUAUCACUGUUGAGUCAUAUGAAUUGUUUUGACAAGGUUUUUAGUUUCUUUCUGGAAUAUGAACAUCCUGGAAUUGUUGCUGUCUUUGGAGAAUGAGAGAACUCUUCUUCUAAAAUAUAUUAUUUGUGCUCAGAAGAUGACCAAAUGUCUCCAGAGAUUAGAAUGCCAUGAAGGUUGAGUAUUUUCAACAGAAUCUCCAUUUUUGGCUGAACAAACCCUUUAAUACUAGGUGAAAACAGGGCAUCUGUGAAAAAAACAGACAAUACCUUUACAUUUUUAUAUCACGUGGCAACAAACCGACCAUGUUAUUACUUGACGAACAUGCUUUUUCAGCCAUAGGCAAUUCCACCAAAAAUUCUUAGAAUAGAUCAGACCUCCGUAGAUUAGACAAGUAGUGCAGCACAAAUGCAUUAGCUUAGCUUGAGCUUGAAUGUAUGUUAGUUGCUAGAGACUCUUCAUGCUAAAACUCUCACACUGCUCUCAGUCCUACUCUGAUGCUGGGUUUGAAUCUAUAAAUAUAAACUAACAAACCAGAAUUAGAAGAAAUGUAACUAUUCGAGAUGGGACUGAGUACAGACGGAGUGAUCUAAAACCAAAGCCUGAUGUUUAGGAUGUUUAAAUUGUUGUACGAAAACCUCCAGGUAUACCACUACUCUGGACCCAGCAACUACUUUAUACCUGUUACGUAAAAUAUCUGUCAGAAUAAGGAUUAGAGUCGCUAUUGCCUCUGUAGUUUAGCUGCAUUCUUACAGAAUUGAGAGAUUUUGUGUACAUGUGCAAAAUGCAUGAGUGUGAGUGUGUUCGCUUGUUUACUUUCCACUAAAUUCCACUAACAGUACGAAUCCUUUGUGGUAAUGAGUGCCUUAUAUACAAACAGUAUGCCAUGGGUGAAGUGGCUUCUUCUGUAGGUAUAAACCAACUAAUAUAGGACACAGUGCACAUGAAUUUUCCAGUAUUAUGGUAGACACCUAGCAAAUGCCUUUUAUAUUAUGUCUAUAUGAUUGUCUUAUUCAGUGGGGCAGAAUUAAAACAUUUUAUGGUUAAAAAAUA
Molecule: messenger RNA, 4959 nt
Organism: Danio aesculapii
Lineage: Eukaryota; Metazoa; Chordata; Actinopteri; Cypriniformes; Danionidae
Gene: fstl1b
Product: follistatin-like 1b
Exons: 11
Coding region: 84-1013 (309 amino acids)
Biological process (GO): cell differentiation; regulation of BMP signaling pathway; multicellular organism development
Molecular function (GO): protein binding; calcium ion binding
Source: RefSeq, a predicted model, not a curated record